AUUAGUGAUUAAAUAAAGUUAGAAAAUGGUCACCAUUUAAUAACAUAUCAAAUCAUUAUUAUUUAAAAAAUAAUAAUAAAUAAGUUAUUUUAUUAUUAAAUUAAAGCAUUAAAUUAGUAGACUUAUUGUUAUCAAUAAAAUGAUAGUUUUAGUAAUAUUAUUGUCGAUACUGUUAACCGGUUUAAUGGCCAGUAAUUCAACCAAACAGUUGAAUAAUUUAACCGAAAAUUUGGUGAUUCAGUCAAACAAUGAAUUUUCAUUCAGAAUAUACAAUAUGUUAGCCAAAGAUGACGACAAUGACAUUAUCUCUUCGUUUUCAAUAAUAUCGGCAUUAAGUAUACUAAUGAACGGCGCAAACGGCAAAACACUCGACAAUUUGAAGAUAUUUCUUGGAUAUCAAAACAAUGAGACAAAUGAAUCAAUUAGUGAUCAAACUAUUAAUAAUGGAUUUCAAACUAUUAAUAGAUUGUAUGAAAAUAAAAGCAUUGAUUAUAAAAAAUAUUUGAAUGAAACACAAGAAGAAAGAGAUAGAGAAGUGAAACAUCAGUUAGAUAUUGCAAAUCUUGUCGUACGAAAUGAUAGUAAAGUACUUAAACAAGAGUUUGUCGAUGCAAUACAACUGGCCUUUAGAGCACAGGUAGAUAGGGCUGACUUCAAACAUAAUUCAGUUGAAGAAACUGACAAAAUUAAUCAAUGGAUCCGCAAACAGACAAAUAAUAAAAUAGAAAAAAUAUUUGACAAAAUCAAUGAACAGACAUCUCUUAUAAUAUUAAAUGUCGUAUAUUUUAAAGGUAAUUGGGAUAAAGAUUUUGAUAGACAUAAUACACAAAAAUCUACAUUUUAUAAUAAUGGCGCCGAUUGUAGUAAAGUGACGGUAGACUUAAUGUCGGCUACAAAUUAUUACCGUUACCUGAGCUUCAAUGACCUAAACGCACGGCUCAUUCAAUUGCCGUAUAAGGGAAACGAAAUAUCAUUUGUUAUUGUAUUACCAAAUGAUAGAAACGGUUUGUCGUCAUUGAAGUCUAAAAUAAAUGCCACAAACUUUGAUAAAGCAUUUAAAUCAAUGAUUAACACAAAUAUAGAGUUAUUAUUACCGAAAUUUAUAUCAAAAAAAGAGUACGAUUUGACUACUGAUUUAAAUCCAAAACCAAUUGCAUUGACUACUGGAGCCGAUUUAUCACGACUGUCCCAAUUAGGUGGUGGCGAUCAAACCUUUACCCAAAUCAGACACCAAACUUAUAUAUCGGUUGACGAAGAGGGGACCGAAGCACUGGCCGUUUCAAGUUUUUCAUUGGAAUAUCAAAACGCUCCGCCAGACGAUCCACCCAUUGAAUUCCGUGUCGACCACCCGUUCCUCUACUAUAUUAUGGAUACAACUAAUGGCUUGAUUUUGUUUUCCGGACAAAUCAAUAAACUUUAAAUUAUUUGUUGUUGUUUUUUUAAAUUUUAUUAAUUAGUAUUUCUUUUUUUUAAAAAAAAACU
Messenger RNA from Oppia nitens, 1482 nucleotides. Its product is annotated as serpin B3-like. Bases 140 to 1420 code for a protein of 426 amino acids. Gene Ontology annotation, molecular function: serine-type endopeptidase inhibitor activity. The record is from RefSeq and is a predicted model, not a curated record. NCBI's taxonomy places the organism in Eukaryota, Metazoa, Arthropoda, Arachnida, Sarcoptiformes, Oppiidae. The transcript is spliced from 4 exons.